GAACUGAGUUUUUGUCUGCUUAUGAAAUUUGGUUGUAGCUUUCAUAAUCCUUCGGCCUAUAGCAAUUAUAAAACCUCCUAGCCCGGCUUCACUAUCUUUCUGAAUUUUCAGCUCCAAAUUAUUUUUCGUUUCAAAUUCCAUCCACCACCAGUUCAUCUCUUUCUCGAUUCUUCCUUUUGGCCGAUUAGUGCUAAUCGUUUUCUCAUCUGAGGGUGGAAUUUGAUACUCUGCGGAGUAAAAUGGCGACUGGAGCUGUUCCAACUUCGUUUACCGGUCUCAAAAGCCGGGAUCAUCGUGGCUUGGGGUUCGGAAAGAGUUCCGACUUUGUUAGAGUUUCUGACUUGCAAAGGGUUAAGUUUGGCAGGAGCAAGGUUGCAGUGAUAAGAAACUCAAGCAACCCUGGUUCAGAAACUGUUGAGUUCAAGCCAGCAUCGGAGGGAAGCCCACUGUUAGUUCCCAGGCAGAAGUAUUGUGAAUCCAUACACAAGACAGUCCGGAGAAAAACCCGCACAGUGAUGGUUGGAAAUGUUGCUUUAGGUAGUGAGCAUCCCAUCAGAAUUCAAACAAUGACUACCACAGAUACAAAGGAUGUUGCUGGCACUGUUGAGCAGGUUAUGAGAAUAUCAGAUCAAGGAGCUGAUCUUGUUAGAAUUACGGUGCAAGGAAGGAAAGAAGCAGAUGCUUGUUUUGAAAUUAAGAAUACCCUUGUUCAGAAGAACUACAAUAUCCCUCUGGUGGCUGACAUUCACUUUGCUCCACCAGUGGCUCUGCGAGUUGCUGAAUGUUUUGACAAAAUUCGUGUUAACCCAGGAAACUUUGCUGAUAGGAGGGCACAGUUUGAGAUACUAGAAUACACUGAUGAUGACUACCAGAAAGAACUUGAGCAUAUUGAGAAGGUUUUCACUCCUUUGGUUGAAAAAUGCAAGAAGUAUGGCGUGGCAAUGCGCAUUGGAACCAACCAUGGUAGUCUUUCAGACCGCAUUAUGAGUUAUCAUGGAGACUCGCCCAGGGGAAUGGUGGAGUCUGCAUUUGAAUAUGCAAGGAUUUGCCGAAAAUUGGACUUCCAUAAUUUUGUGUUCUCAAUGAAAGCAAGCAACCCAGUUAUUAUGGUUCAGGCGUACCGCCUCCUUGUAGCUGAAAUGAAUGUUCUAGGAUGGGAUUACCCAUUACAUCUGGGAGUAACUGAAGCUGGUGAGGGUGAAGAUGGAAGGAUGAAAUCUGCUAUAGGAAUCGGAACACUCCUUACAGACGGCCUAGGUGAUACCAUUAGGGUUUCUCUAACUGAACCUCCAGAGGAGGAGAUAGACCCCUGCAGAAGAUUGGCUAAUCUUGGAAUGAAGACAGCUGAACUUCAGAAAGGAGUGGCACCAUUUGAAGAAAAGCACAGACACUAUUUUGAUUUCCAACGUAGAACUGGUCAACUUCCCAUUCAAAAGGAGGGUGAAGUGGUUGACUAUAGAGGUGUGCUUCACCGUGAUGGUUCAGUUCUGAUGUCAGUUACUCUGGAUCAGUUGAAGUCACCAGAAUUGUUAUACAAGUCCCUUGCAGCAAAACUUAUUGUCGGAAUGCCAUUCAAGGACCUAGCCACUGUGGACUCAAUCUUGCUGAGAGAACUUCCCUCGCAAGAUGAUAAAGAUGCUAGGUUGGCACUCAAACGUCUGAUAGAUGUUAGCAUGGGAGUAAUAACCCCUUUAUCAGAACAAUUGACAAAACCAUUACCCAAUGCUUUGGCCUUGGUAACUCUCAAGGAAUUGUCAUCUGGUGCUCACGAGCUUCUUCCAGAAGGUACACGUUUGGUAGUCUCUGUGCGUGGUGAUGAACCCCAUGAAGAGUUGGAAAUUCUGAAGACUACUGAUGCUACCAUGAUCCUUCAUCACAUACCAUAUUCAGAUGAGCAAACCAGCAGAGUUCAUGCUGCUAGAAGGCUCUUUGAGUAUCUUUCUGAGAACUCGCUGGACUUCCCAGUUAUUCAUCACAUAGAGUUCCCAAAAGGAAUCCACAGAGAUGACUUGGUUAUCGGUGCUGGCACCAACGCAGGAGCGCUUCUGGUAGAUGGACUAGGAGACGGUAUUCUAUUGGAAUCCCCGGAUCAAGAGUUUGAGUUCCUCAGGGAUACUUCAUUCAAUUUGCUACAAGGCUGCAGAAUGAGAAAUACAAAGACGGAAUACGUGUCAUGCCCAUCUUGUGGAAGGACAUUGUUCGACCUUCAAGUGAUUAGUGCAGAGAUAAGAGACAAGACAUCUCAUUUGCCUGGUGUUUCGAUUGCAAUCAUGGGUUGCAUUGUGAAUGGCCCUGGAGAAAUGGCUGACGCAGAUUUUGGCUACGUUGGCGGUGCUCCUGGAAAGAUUGACCUUUAUGUUGGCAAGACUGUGGUGAAGAGAGGUAUCGCAAUGGAGGGUGCAACAGAUGCACUGAUCGAGCUGAUCAAGGAGCAUGGUCGGUGGGUGGAUCCACCAGUCGAGGAGUAGAGGUCAUAGGUUCUAGCAUUGAAUUUCUAGAGAAGAUCAUCUGCUGCUCAAAGCAAUACUUGUGCAUGAGGAUGUGGUGAUAUAAUACAUAUUUUGUGUUUUUUCAAUAUUUAUGAUAAGCUCCUUUCACUAUUGUUGAAAGAAGAGCCUCAUACCAUUAGUAUGACUAUAAAAUAAUUGAAUGAAUGCAAGAGAAUGAUUUCAUCA
Molecule: messenger RNA, 2675 nt
Organism: Salvia hispanica
Lineage: Eukaryota; Viridiplantae; Streptophyta; Magnoliopsida; Lamiales; Lamiaceae
Gene: HDS
Product: 4-hydroxy-3-methylbut-2-enyl diphosphate synthase
Biological process (GO): isopentenyl diphosphate biosynthetic process, methylerythritol phosphate pathway; terpenoid biosynthetic process
Cellular component (GO): chloroplast
Molecular function (GO): iron ion binding; 4-hydroxy-3-methylbut-2-en-1-yl diphosphate synthase activity (ferredoxin)
Source: RefSeq, a predicted model, not a curated record